AUGGGUGAUUGGAACUUACUGGGGAGCAUCUUAGAAGAGGUCCACAUUCAUUCCACCAUCGUGGGGAAGAUCUGGCUCACCAUCCUCUUCAUUUUCCGGAUGCUUGUGCUCGGUGUUGCAGCUGAGGACGUCUGGGAUGACGAGCAGAGCGAGUUUGUUUGCAACACAGAGCAACCUGGCUGCAAAAACGUCUGCUAUGACCAAGCGUUCCCCAUCUCACUCAUCCGCUACUGGGUCCUUCAGAUCAUCUUCGUGUCCUCCCCGUCUCUGGUCUACAUGGGGCACGCAUUGUACCGUUUGAGAACCUUGGAAAAAGAGAGGCACAGAAAGAAAGCCUACCUGAAAGCUGAGCUGGAGGGCACAGACCAAGUCCAGGAGGACCAUAAGAGAAUCGAGCGAGAACUCAGGAAACUAGAUGAGCAGAAGAAAGUAAGGAAAGCUCCCCUGAGAGGUUCGUUGCUGCGCACAUAUGUUUUUCAUAUCUUAACACGAUCUGUGGUGGAAGUGGGCUUCAUUAUAGGUCAGUGUGUUCUGUAUGGGAUUGGACUGUCUCCUCUGUACAAAUGUGAGCGGUUGCCUUGCCCCAACAGCGUUGAUUGCUUUGUUUCAAGGCCAACAGAGAAGAACAUUUUCAUGGUUUUCAUGCUGGUUAUUGCUGGAGUUUCUUUAUUCCUCAACCUGCUGGAGAUUUUCCACCUGGGGGUGAAGCAGAUCAAACAAAGCCUGUACGGAUACAAAUAUGGAGACGAUGACAGCGAAUACAGGUCAAAGAAGAACUCCACGGUGCAACAAGUCUUAGCGCUCACUAAUCCUUCACCACAGAGGUUGGUACAGCUCCCACAGAGGACCUGCCCUGCGGCACCUGAUGCCCACCUGGAGCCUUUGAGUGUUAUCUCAGCGGUCCCCCAAAAUCAGGAAGGGUCCAGGAGUUCUUACCAGCGGCCAAGCCAAGCUGACAUCCAGGUUCUCCAGCAGCUGGUGGCGGUGGAGCGACGCCUCACUCUGGACAACAGGAAGCCAUCAUGCAGCAGUGAAGAGUCAAACGGACCUCAUGGCUCAGUGCAGCCCCAGUACGGAGGACCACGACCCACACUCAUGGGCGGCCACAUAGAAAUCCCAGCAUCCCUAAAAGUCCCUCAGAGGAAGCAGAGCAGGGUGAGCAUGUGUAAGGAGCUUAGCGACACAAGUGAUUCUCCAGAGAGUGGACACUACCCCACAGCCAGGAAGUGCAGCUUCAUGUCACGAGGACUGUCAGAGGGGAAGAUGGCCACGUCGUCGGACAGCGCCGACUCUAAGAGCGGGACAGACGUGGAGGCACAGCACCUCAACCAGGGGGAGAGUCCGGCUAUGACACCACCACCUCCAGCCAGUGGAAGGAGGAUGUCCAUGGUGAGAACAAAAUAUGAUCAUGUUUUAUCUUAACCAAUAGAGCAGGGAGAUGAUUUUAGGUAUGAAAUCUGUGGAUUUCCUCCAUGAAUACCUUGUUGUGAGGCUCUUUUUCAUACCAUCUGUUUUAACUCUUCUGCAAAGUACAAGCAUUUCAGCUCAGAAAAGGCAUCAUUUUUUAUUGUGAGAUACAGACAGUGCAAGGGCAAACCUUUUAGCUCAUGACCCCCUAAAAUACUCUAAAUCUGACUGACUGGUCUAAGGGUAGAAGAACACUCAGAUAACAGUCCAAAUCGAGCAAAAGAUCACAGAGUGUGUGGGUAAACAAAGUCAAAGGGGUUUACAGGGUAUGCUGAACAUUAGCAGAGCUAGCACCACCAGCCUUCAGUCCUGCUACCUAUAGGCUCUAUGCACAGCUCCUCUACUUCCUACUUUCCUGUCCUACAUGAUUGGACAAAUUGACAAAUUGAUUAAUCCCGGUGUGACCAGGUGUGAAAGUAAGCCGCUAUGCCAUACUGGGAAGACAUAAACAGCAGUUUACAGCCUGUACGCAAACUUUCACCCCUACAAUGUAUGUAGAAUACAUUUGCUUACCGUGUUGCCGCGUCAGUCUGUAUGUAUCCAAUAGGACCAUGUUGCUCGCGAGUGUGUCGUAUUUGCUUCCGCAAACAAACAAACGCCAGGAGUGGGAGUGUCGCGGGUAGCGACAGGGAGCGCUUAGUGCGCACUUUUGAUUGGACGCUUGUUGCCUAGGCGCGAGGGACUACCUCCCGCAUUUUGCGGAAGGAGGGAACUUUUAAAGAGACAGCUGCUUGAAUCGUAAUGCAGAAAUAAAACAAAAUACUGAGAAAAAUUUAAUUUGUGUUCAAGAGAACGAGAGAUGCAGCAGAUGAUGGUACUGUGGCAUCAGAGUCGGCACCUUGUUAAACUUGGGUGUGCUCCUCUUGUACAAAGCCUAUGGGUAUGGUACCUGCAAGAACCUUAUCCUACUUUCACUCUUGGGUGUGACUCAUCAUUAUGACUACUGAGACACACCUGGAUUAAUCAGUUUGUCCAAUAAUGUAAGACAGGAAAUGAAGGAGCAGCCUUAAGUUCAGGAAGUAGUGGAUCAGUGCAUAGAGCCCAUUGCAUUGGUUAAGUGGUUAGGGGCCAGUUUAACCAGACACAACCUACACAAAACUUUAUCUCCAUUUUCUGGAUCAAAAAUACAGAUUAUCAUCAUCAUCAGAGUCAUUUGUGUUUGUUUACACCCGAGUAGUGGCCACCUUCAAUGACAGUCUCAUUUCAAAUCUUCAUUAUUUUGGAUCAGACUCUGAGGUUCUCUUUGUAUCCAGAACUGUCAACAUAGCAAACACACUGGAGUAAGUUGAAAGGUACUUUAUCUGUGAUAUAGAAAAUAAACAUUUAUUGUCCAAUGUUUUUUGUCUUCCAGAGCAUGAUUCUGGAGCUGUCUUCAAUCAUGAAGAAAUAA
This is a messenger RNA of Xyrichtys novacula (pearly razorfish), 2857 nucleotides long. The record is from the annotation of a GenBank genome assembly. NCBI's taxonomy places the organism in Eukaryota, Metazoa, Chordata, Actinopteri, Labriformes, Labridae.